AUGAUAGCACAGCAGCAGCUUGAGACCGGGCCCGCCCUGACAUUCAGGCUCAUUGCAGUAAAUAAAGGCUUUCAACACACAAAUUGGCCCUCAGUCUGUCUGGAUGUCUACAGACCUGCUUUACUGCUAUUUAAACAUAGCUACAGGCUCUGACUGACUCUGGUUCAGGUGUGUGUGUGUGUGUGUGUUGGAAAAAUCCCAAAAUAACUGAAACAUUGUCAAGUAGCACUUGCUCGAUAAAGAUGUCAAACUUAGUUGUUCAUUUCAUCCUUUUGUACAGAUUCCGUACUUUACUGUACUUAUCCCCUUCUCUCCACCCACGACUCCAUUUCACAAGGACUGUUGUCCUGAAUCUAAACCACAACUGAUGGCCAACAGCUGGAGGUGGAUGGAAGGGUUAACUCAUGUUUGAGUGGAGACUGGCUCUGUGUGGUGUUUGACCAUGUUUGAGGUGUUUCUAGUCUGUCUGUGAAAGCAAAGCAGCACGUCUAGUGUUGCAGUCAGCCUAGUUGUCCCAGGCUGCGUCGCUAAUGGCACCUUAUUCCCUAUUCCCUGCAUACUGUACUACUUUUGCCCAGAGCGCUAUGGGUCCUGGUCAAAAGUAGUGCACUAAAUAGGGAAUAGGGUGACAUUUGGGAUGCAGGCCAACUGAACCUAUAACCCCCCUUCUUGUCAUGUAGGUCAGGCUUUAGGGGGAUUAGAUUUUACCACCACUCUGAAAUCAGAGCCCUCUUUUGUCAGAGCAGAGGAAGAAGUAAAUUGCUUUAGAAUAGAUUUUAUCAACAGCCAUCAAUCAGCGGGGCGAAAGACAUCUCAGUCACACACACACACACACACACACACACACACACACACACACACACACACACACACACAGACACUUCUCAAAACACCGGAUUAGGUGACACUCUCCAAAUAGCCAGCUCAAUUAACCAAUCAGGUGCUUAGGUCUAAACAGGCCCCUCCAGCCCCGAGGGGAAAUCCCGCCCCCGUGUUGGGGGGCCUGGAAUCACCUCUUUGACCUCAUCUGUCAGUCAUAGAGAGGGGGGAGUGGACAGCAGGGCUAGAAUCUCUCAGAGGUAAAAGUAACGGCUGUAAUGGUACACCUCACAGACACACUCCCCACAUCCUGCUCCUGCACCUCUUGGUAGGGUUAGCUCCCAUGACUCUCUGAUAUCAAUCUGCACACCGACUGAUAGGAGUGUUGGCGUCACUGAUACUGUGUCAACACAACGACACUCUUCUGGGAUUACCUCAACACGAGACGUUCUGCUAAAAAAGUAAUUACAGUGUCCUUAUAAUGUGGCUAAAGAAGAACAAAUCAUACAAUGGAAUACAAGAAAUACCUUUUUUCUAUAAAUUAAUAACAGUGGCUGACACCUUCCUUUAAUGAUGUGCAGGCGUUUGAAAAGAUACUCAAGGCCAUCGUAACCUUGUAAUUCCAUUCAACAGUCAGGUAAUGAUCUGUCGGCUAGAGGUGAUGCUUGGCAAACCAAAAUCAAGAAGUCGUAUCUCAUAAUAGCCACUAAUCUGUACAUACAGAAAUUGCUUCACUCGUGGCCGUACCAGGGUUUUUUCUGCAUAGAAAAGUAUUGGGCGGGCCGUGUAAGUGUUUUUUUGGCCCGACAAAGUGUUUUUUCAGUCUGCCUAUGUCCAAACAGUAAAAAUAAAUAAAUAUAUAUAGUAAAGAAAAUGUUUCCAGUGUAAACUUAAAUGACUAAAACCAGAAGUAAUAUGUAGAAAAGAUAAUGGACCUACGUAUUUUUAAAUAACAUAAUCUUUAAGAACUAACUAUCACCAAAAUAAAAGCUAGACAGUCAGGGAGAAUCUAAAAUGCUUUUGUUAUUUUUGUUGUAAUGUUUGAGUCACUCAGAUAGCAGCCAUGGCAAAAUGUGUAGAAUUGCAGGAAAUUAGCUUUAAAACAGCAUAUGUCACUGCAGCCAACAGGAGGGCCUCUAAAAUAUUCAGUCGGCGACUGCACUAUUGACCAGGCCCAUGCCCCUUGUCACACCCACCACCUAAGCCCCAUUUUGAUCCAGAAAAAACCCUGUGUACGUUGUACUUCUUUAUUUCUCUUUGUCCUUUUCCUUUGAUAGUAUUUAAUGCACCGGUAAUUGAAAUGCCCUUUGAGAAAUUAUUGGAAGUUGACUUUCUUUUACAAGAUAAGCUGUGUGAAACACGUGCCGUGCUAUGAGUUAUUUCAGUUUUAUUCAGCUCCUAUCUCAAUUUAACCGAACCGCUUAAAAGAAUGUCUUAGAGACUAAAGGGGGCCUUUUGUACAUGUAACUCUAUGAUUCCACCCUAUUUUUUGGGGUGUAUGUAUUCCUCCUCACGGACUCGUCGCCUCCUCCUUAAUACUCCAGUUACAGCGCCUAGACGCUGGGUGUAGUGAUAUAUUUGACCUCAUAUCCUCUGUCACUAGGCUUGUUCCAACAUUGUCCAAAGGAUUAGGUUAGUUGAUGGAACUGAAUACUCAGUCCUCCCUCCCUCCCUCCCUCCCUCCCUCCCUCCCUCCCUCCCUCCCUCCCUCCCUCCCUCCCUCCCUCCCUCCCUCCCUCUCUCCUUUACUCCCCCGGACCCAGUCUGUUGGACAGUCUGAGACUGUGUCCCAAUUGGCUGCCAAUUCCUAUAGGGCGCUGGUCAAAAGUAGUGGACUAUAUAGGGAAUAGGGUGCCAUUUGGGACACAACCUGAGGGUGCCCCUCUGCAGCUGGGUCCACUGAAUAAGGAGUCACCUCAACCCCUCUCUCCCCACCUCACCCCUCUCACCCUCCCCUGUACAAGUGGCCCAUUGUCUCCCCCCUCCUCCUCUCUCCCAUGUCUGCCUGAAAGCUGCUACCUGUUAUUAUGUGGGAGAACAGAGAAAAGGGAAAAAAAGACAGGGAACUUAAUCAAUGGUCUCUUUGUGACAUCUUACCAGCCACCCUCCUCUCCGUUUGGUCGAAAUGCAUAAGGAUGCGGAACGGCGAGCCAGCCGGAGGCCAAUUAAUCUCAGCGCUUGAUAAUCUAAUGAUUACACGCUGGCAGCUCUGACAUCACACCUGAGUGAGUUCUAGAACAGUCAAGCCCCCCACAGACUGGGAAAGACCUGUAGAGCACAUGACGCUUUAGGAAUGUAGUUGUAGAGGUUUAUGAACAGCUAUGUUGGGCAGCAUUGUAAUAUUGUAAUGCAUUAUUACACCAUAGUGAGCUCUAGAGACAUGGGAAGACGUGUAGAGCUCUCAGAAAUGACAUGACAUGUUUUUACUCCAUGAUAAAGAGGCAGAUUAAAUGUUCGGGACUACAAAUAAUAAAGAGAAGUGGAUAACCUACAUUUGCUGAUCUUACUUUCGUACUGGAGAGAAAGUGACAGCAGUGAGCCUACUGUUUGUUUUGUAUUGUACUGACUUCUAAAGGUCAAUGAUACCGUUUGUUCCUGCUUCUUUCUAGAACAGGUCCCUCUUUGUACUGUAUCUGAGCUGUAAUAUUUGAUUAUCCCUCCCUCCUCGUAUUUACUAGUAUUUCAAUUGUUAUGUCACUCUUUGGGCUUGCCCCGCUUCAUGCCUAUUUCUCUCUCCGACUCUUCUCUCCCAUCUCCUUUCCUUCCUUCUGUUCUGUCCCAUGCCUAUCUGACAAAGCUGCUGCGUUGUGUUCUGUUCUUUAAUCCCUCUCUUCUCUCUCGGGUGGAUUAGUAGCAGCGUAUUUGUAAUUGUGACCUCACUGGACUGUAGGGAUAAGGGGAGGGCAGGUAGGAGGCAGGUUAGCAUUAUACUACGAGAGAGAGAGGAGAGAGAGAGAGAGAGAGAGAGAGAGAGAGAGAGAGAGAUAUAGAUCGAGAGAGCGAGAAGAUGAGAGUAGAGGCGAUAGAGAGAGAUCGAGAUCUCUCUCUCUCUCUCUCUUAAGAGAGUCUCUCUCUCUCAUCUCGCCUCCUCUCUCUCUCUCAUCUCUCUCUCUCUCUCAUCUCCCUCCCGCUCUUUCCUUUUUCAGCGUGCCGCUCUCUUGCUUGCUUCGUCCGCGAGUGUCCUGCAUGAGAAUUACUCUCCUACAAUACCGUUUAUGAGUUAGAAGGAUGUGAAUGGGGCUGACUAAGGACAACAGAGAUGUUUUAGGAUAACUUCAGUUCAUUCUACAUCUAUUGAAUGCAUCUGCAUCCCAUCUGCUAUGAGGAAGUAUGUCUGAGUCACUAGGGAGGACCUGAGCGCUGAUCUGAGAUCAGCCACUGUUCAGUAUGAUCCAAAGACCCUGUAUGAGAGGCCGUUCAUCUGUCUCCAUUUUUCUCCAUCUUCCUCACUCUCUUUCUCACCGUCUCUCUUCCUGCCGGCCUGCUGUGGUGCUCCACCAUAGGGAGCUGAAGUGGAAUCUCCCCCUGAAAACAUUAGCCAGAUGAUCUCUCUCUAUCCACCUCUUUCCCUGUCUCUCCAUCGCUCUGUCUCUUUCUGAGGGGUGAAGACAAGAGGAGUGUGCUUGGUUUAACAGAUAGUCUGACGUGUCGGAGAAGACGGGGAGAAAACGGGGUCCGUGCCAGAGCAUAAUGACAGAGAGGCAGAACUCCUACAGGGCCCGGUGAGAAAAGGGUUGUGUGUUUUUACUUCCUUACUGGUGGCCUGGUGAAAGAGACAUGGAGAGUUGAGGAAAUGAUGAUUGUUUCGAUCUGAUGAGCUGAGGAGUGCCUGAGCGUGUUUAAGAGGAGGAGUGCGUAAUGAGGAGAGUGGAAGAGAGACAGAUGGCUUCGUCACACCUCUCUCUCUCUCUCUCUCUCUCUCUCUCUCUCUCUCUCUCUCUCUUCUCUCUCUCUCUCUCUCUCUCUCUCUCCUAUUCUCUCUCUCUCUCUCUCUCGCUCUCUCUCUCUCUCUCUCUCUCUCUCUCGCUCUCUCUCUCUCUCAGACACCAGGUUAUGUAGUACAGAGGUCUUCCAGGCCCCUCAGUGGUUUAAUGAGGACUCUAUGGAGGUAGGAAGUGUUAGGGUAACUUAGUAGGACUGAUUAAAGGGUAAUUCAAUAAGUUGAAGAGUUCAUGUUGAGUUCAUGUUCAUGUUUUUUUUUUUUUUUAGGGGUAGAUCAGCUUUAAAAUUGCAGAUAAAUUGUAACUUCCAUCAAUGUAAUUGUCUGCAUCACUUCCAAUCCCCCAUAUGUUUUUUUUCUUCUUGCAAAUACAUACAUACAUAUAUACAUAUACAUAUCCUUUUUUUUAAAUAUAUUUCCCUUUAUUACUUUCCAACCCUUCCACCCCUUCUCUGUUAAUUAUUUAUGCAUAGUCACUUUAACUCUACCCACAUGUACAUAUUACUUCAACUACCUCAACUAGCCGGUGCCCCCGCACAUUGACUCUGCACCGGUACCCCCCUGUAUAUAUAGCCUCCCUACUGUUAUUUUAUUUUACUUCUGCUCUUUUUUUCUCAACACUUUUUUGUUGUUGUUUUAUUUUACUUUUUUAUUAAAAUAAAUGCACUGUUGGUUAAGGGCUGUAAGUAAGCAUUUAACUGUAAUGUCUGCACCUGUUGUAUUCGGCGCAUGUGGCCAAUAAAAUCUGAUUUGAUUUGAUUUGAUUUAAUUGGAGUAAACUAGUGAACAACAAUGCUUAGGCCUCUACUUCCAGCUUAUACAUACUAUAUACAUUUUAUGGACACAGUCAAUUUUACAAUAAUUAUAUUUUGUUUGUUUUUACUCCUGAACUUCCUCUACCCUCAACCUCUCCGAUCAUUUUCAUGAUGUCCAUCCGGUUUGCUUCUAUAUGCCAUAUCUUUCUAACUGUGCUCUUUCACAAAAGCUCUCAACCUAUAACCUAUAUACUUAAAAUGGACACAGUAUGCUUUACAUUAGUUAUCUUGUUGUUAUUAGCUGCUGUUAGUUGUUAUUAGUCCCAUCCUUCAGCUCCAUUCAACACCUCCCAUCUAUCUCUUAACACCAUCCAUAUUGGAUUUCUAUUUGCCAUAUAUUUUUCAACUGUACUGUGAUGUUUUACAAAAGUUCUCUGACACGUUUAGAUCCAUUGGAGGGAAAACUGGUCAUCUGUGCUUCUAUGUGGGAGUUUAGUUUACAUGUUAUUUUUGUAGAGGAAUUUCGUUUUUGUUGUGUGUCCUUACAAGUGGUUGAGUUUGUUUGGAUGCCUCUGUGUGUGUGUCUGUUUAGAGUUGAUGUUUGUCGGAAUGUUCCUGUGUGGGUGUUUACUUUAGGCCUGUGUGUGUGUGUGUGUGUGUGUGUGUGUGCGCUUACAUGUGUUUCCGUGACUGUAUAUGUCCACAUUCAUUAGCUGGGGGCGGCAGGGUGUGUACAUGUGUUGGUAAGUAGGGUGAAUGAGUGGCCGGGUCAGGCCCUGUGAGGGCUGUGAUUGGGUUAGGAGGAAGUGCUGUGUGUUUGGCUUCAGGGAGGGGAGGGCUGAGUAGUGGAGGGUGAUGGAUCAGAGCUGGAGAAGAAGGAGAAUUAGGCCUGAAUUACACUACCCCACCCUUCCCCUCUAUCAGACUGACUGGUUCCUUUUGGGUCACACACACACACAAACACACGGUCACGUACACACACACACACACACACACACACACACACUCAAACCAUCCUCCACCCCCCUCUCUCCUCCUCCCCCACGCCAUCUGGAAACAACUGGGCUAUUCCCAGCCAUGCCCACAGACCGGGACACCCGGCACGCAUUAGGAGGAGCAGGGGCCAAUUUAUUAGCCCCUCUGCCCCACUCUGGAUCAGGUUUCUAGCCCAGACACAUGGCUCCGUUCCCGGAGAGCACUGAGCACGGGACGCCCUCGCAGGGAAACCCAGGGGCUUGGAGGCUGUCUGGGUGGGGAAGAGGGAAGAUGAGGAGGAGGGAGAAGAGAGUAGGGGAGCAUGGGGGGGUCUUUAACCCUGGGAUAGUGACUCAGAGCAGGGUCUCACAUAUGUAGAACAGCCCCUGGCUCUCAAAUACAAGACACCACUCCCCCUAGUAUGAUGAUUAGUGUGUGUGUGUGUGCGUAUGCAUGUGUGUGUGUGUGUGUGUGCAUGUGUGUGCGCGUACAUGCAUGCAUGUCUGUGUGUGUGUGUGUGUAUGUGUGUGCAUGAGUCCUGUAUGUGUUUUGCAUGGAGAUGGCACAAAGGAAUUGUUAUUGCACCACCGGACCAGUCCGUCCAUUGGAGUGAUGAAGUGAAGGGAGCCGUCAGCUCAUAAGGUUACCAUUGUUCCUGUCUUCUUUUUUCUCCUUAUUUCUCUUGUUCCUCAGAACUUAGAAAGAGAUGAAUGAUGUUUGGGUUCAGUGAUGUGACCAAAUCGCUCCAAAUCACAACCUGCUCAUAUAACUUAGAGGGAGAGAAAACACACGCCAGAGAAAGAGAGGGAGGGGGGAGAGGGAGAACUAGAGGUAGAGGGAGAGAGGCUAAGUAAACAUUUCCAGUAGAAAGCACUCUGACAUGAUUUGCAGCAAGUUAUGAUCUUCUUUGCGUUGGCAGACCAGUGAUGGUUAACAGUCCUGCCUCAUAGCUUCAUAGCCAACAUCUCCUCCCUUUCUCUCUCUCUCUCUCUCUCUCUCUCUCUCUCUCUCUCUCUCUCUCUCUCUCUCUCUCUCUCUCUCUCUCUCUCUCUCUCUCUCUCUCCUCUUCCUCCUCUUCUCUCUCUCUUCUUGCGUCUCUGGCUCUCUCCUCCCUCUCUCUCUCUCUCUCUCUCUCUCACUCUCCCUUCCUCAUUCUCUCCCCCCUUUUCUCCUUCCAUCCCUCACUCACUAAUCCUCCCUCCCUCAUUCCUAUGUUACAUAUCUGGCUCAGGAAGAGACAUAUCUCCAUGACAGAGCGAGAGAGAGAUGAGACAGACGUAUAUCUUACCUCAAUGACCACAUCCUUUCAUCCUUCCAUCCAGACUCUGAAUUGAAUUCACCAUGUCCAGAGUGACACUCAGGUCAUAACCAGCUUCUCAUUUCGCUUUCCAGAUACCUUCUGAUACGGGUCCUUCAGUCAUUUAUUUUACUCUGCACAGUGAAAUGUUUCUAUCUCUUUCCUUACGUCUAUUCCGGAGAGACAUUGCCUGUUGAUAAUGAGAGAUAGGUCUAUACAUCUAUAUUGUAGACUAAUACAAGCGACGCGCUAGUCUCACUAGAGAGAAGAAGGAGUUAGCAUCUAGAAAUAAAUAUCUCUGAGACGACUCUCUAUCGAUCUCUCUCUCUUCUCUCUAGCCUUCUCUCUCUCUCUCUCCUAUGCUUCUCUCUUCAUCUUUUCCUCUCUCUAUCUCUCUCUCCUAUCUAUCUCUCUCUCUCUCUCUCUCUCUCUCUCCCCCCUCUCUCUCUCUCUCCUCUCUCUCAUUAUCCUCUAUCUGCCAUUCUCGAUUCUGUGUUCUGAGCGGUACCUCUCUUUCAGCCUGUCUUGAUAACCUUCACGGUGCAUUUUCUUUUUCUCUUAUUUUUAUAUGUGGCGACUUCCUUCCAUUUAAAGUUUUCGGUUCUAGCUGAUUAUGCCCCCUCUUCUGGUUUCAGAGCACUGCUGUAACUGUAACUCACCCCAGGAGUUCCAAUUUCACACCAUGUUCAACAGUAUACAAAAAAAAAAAAAAAAAAUCUGCAAUGCUACAUUUCUUCCGUAAAGACCCCAAACCAUAAGUCUCUCUGCUUAGACUCUCUCACCGGCUGGCUUCUAUCGUCAUCCACUACCACUCUGCCUUUAGUUAAACUGUUCUCUUUCUCUCUCCCUCUCUCGCCUCUCUCUCUCUCUCUCUCUCUCUCUCUCUCUCUCUCUCUCUCUCUCUCUCUCUCUCUCUCUCUCUCUCUCUCUCUCUCUCUCUCUCUCUCUCUCUCUCCAUGCUGCCUCCUGUUCCUGCUCUCUUUCUCUGUUCUCUUCCCUUCUAUUCCCAUGUUCGGUGGCCAUGCCCUCUUGUUAUGUGAGGCUGCUACACAGAAGCUGAGAGAGAGAAGAGACAGAGACAGAGCAGACUAGAACCCAGGCUGUCUGGAUGAUAUAGUACUGUCACUGCAGUAUCUGUGUUAGUGUCUGUGAGGAAUACCAUGGAAAGUUAUAAUGAUGUAACGCCAGUAAGAAACAUCAGCCGCGUCAUCAUCAUCAUCAUCAUCAUCAUAAACAUCAUCAUUCUGCCCAUCCUCAACCUAGCUAUUUGUGACAAUUUAUAUUAGGGGGUGUGUUCAGCAGUUUGCCCCACGCUUGUGUGUGUGUGGUCACAUGAUAGUUUGUGUAUUAAACAGAGACACGGUGUCCUCCUCUCUCGCUCUCUCUCUUUUCUCUCUCUCGCCUUCUCCGCCACUCCCUCGUUCCGCAUCUUGAUGACUCCCAUAAUCUGCCUGCUGCCGUGAGAUUAAAAAGAAAAACCGCCCUGUUUUAUGAUAACAUUUGUGGGAUAAACAAAGUUGUUACAACCUCCACUGUCUCCUUCCUCUUUAAUCUGCUUUCUUUGAGUUCCAGCAACGGUUGUUAGGUUGUUAUACAAUGUUUCCAUUGUGUGUGUGUGUGUGUGUGUGUGUGUGUGUGUGUGUGUGUGUGUGUGUGUGUGUGUUUGUGUGUGUGUGUGUGUGUGUGUGUGUGUGUGUGUGUGUGUGUGUGUGUGUGUGUGUGUGUGUGUGUGUGUGUGUGUGUGUGUGUGUGUGUGUGUGUGUGUGUGUGUGUGUGUGCGCAUGUGUGCAUGCAUGCCCGCAUGUAUAGUAUGUCUACUUUAAGUUCCAAUCGGUUGGUUGUUAUAAGAUCUUCCAGAGUUCCCAUUGAGUGUUGUCAUCUAGCAUGUAGGCAGCAGGCAGGGAGGGUUUCAGUACUGAACCAGCCAGGCAGGGUUUCAGUACUGAGCCAGGCAGGCAGGGUUUCAGUACUGAGCCAGCCAGGCAGGGUUUCAGUACUAUGCCAGGCAGGCAGGGUUUCAGUACUGAGCCAGGCAGGCAGGGUUUCAGUACUGAGCCAGGCAGGCAGGGUUUCAGUACUGAGCCAGGCAGGCAGGGUUUCAGUACUAUGCCAGGCAGGCAGGGUUUCAGUACUGAGCCAGGCAGGCAGGGUUUCAGUACUGAGCCAGGCAGGCAGGGUUUCAGUACUAUGCCAGGCAGGCAGGGUUUCAGUACUGAGCCAGGCAGGCAGGGUUUCAGUACUGAGCCAGGCAGGCAUGGUUUCAGUACUGAGCCAGGCAGGCAGGGUUUCAGUACUGAGCCAGGCAGGCAGGGUUUCAUGCAGCAUAGUGAGGAGAACCAGAUCCAGCCAGAGCUGAACCAGAGCUGAACAACCCAGUAAAGUAGAUGCAGAUCAGCCACCCUGACCGGCUCUGUCUGCUUCACAUUAUGGCAAGGAUGCCUGUAUUCAUAAAAUGUCUCAGUGUAAUAGUGCUAAUCUAAGAUCAGUUUAGUCUUUUAGAGCAUAAUGAUUAAUAUUAUAAGAAUAGGGAGGAUCUGAUCCUAGACCAGCACUCCUGCUCUGAGACGCUAUAUGAAUACAGUCCUGAACCGUGUAAGAAGUUGCAGACGCCCCAUGUCUGCUUCACAUUACGGGAAGGAUGCCUUGUGCCUUGGCUCUGUAUCAUUCCAAUGAGCAAUCCCAUGUUUAUUUAAGAGAAAAAAGAGCCACAUUAAAAACAGUGGGCUAGUGGAGAAGCCUGAUGCUUCCAAGCUGUUGCAUGGGAGAAGUGUCUUGGGGGUGUUUUUUAAGGAGUGAAUGGUGGCAGUGGUAGUAAAUGGUGAUGGAGGAAUUCUUGUGUGUUCAUAGUACAUGAGCUAUGUGUCCCUGGCCUUAAUCCUCUCUCUCUCUCUCUCUCUCUCUCUCUCUCUCUCUCUCUCUCUCUGGCUCUGUCUCUCUUCCCUUGUUUCUGUCCCUCUUGCUACACUCUAUUUUUGUUCCACUCCUGUCCUCCUUCCCUCUCUCAUGCUGCGAGGCAUUGAUCUAUGUGUUCAUACUGAAUGACAUGUGACACACAUGAGCAGAGUGUGUUGCUCAGACCUCUGUGGUACCAGAUGGCCUUACCGAGAGAGAGGGGACAAACACUGCCUGAGGUGGCUGGCUGCACCCAGCGCCCCUGUGAGAGCUGACGGAAGGGGUGGUUUGUAAACAGGGGGGCAGCAGGGUUGUGUGUCCUGGGGAGGAAGGGGUGGUUUGGAGACAGGGGGGCAGCAGGGUUGUGUGUCCUGGGGAGGAGGGGGUGGUUUGGAGACAGGGGGGCAGCAGGGUUGUGUGUCCUGGGGAGGAGGGGGUGGUUUGGAGACAGGGGGGCAGCAGGGUUGUGUGUCCUGAGGAGGAGGGGGUGGUUUGGAGACAGGGGGGCAGCAGGGUUGUGUGUCCUGAGGAGGAGGAGGCAGAGUGUCGCUGAGGUAAAGCAACAGGCUUUCUCAGGCACCUCUCUGAGGUCACCCUGUAAACAGCCCUGGAGAGAACACACACACCAUAGACACACACACACACACACACAACCUGCCAAUAACCCCUGGGCUCUGUGUCUGUGUGUGUGUCUGUGUGUGUGUGUCAAAUAAAUCAAAUCAAAUCACAUUUUAUUGCUCACCUACACGUGUUUAGCAGAUGUUAUUGCGGGUGUAGCGAAAUGCUUGUGCUUCUAGCUCCGACAGUGCAGUAAUAUCUAACAAUUUCACAACAUAUACCCAAUACACACAAAUCUAAAGCAAUGGAAUUAAGAAUAUAUAAAUAAAUAUAUGGACGAGCAAUUUCAGAGCGGCAUAGACUAAGAUACAGUAGAAUAGUAUAGAAUACAGUAUAUACAUAUGAGAGGAGUAAUGCAUGAUAUGUAAACAUUAUUAAAGUGACUAGUGUUCCAUUUAUUAAAGUGGCCAGUGAUUUCUAGUCUAUGUCUAUAGGCAGCAGCCUCUAAUGUGCUAGUGAAGGCUAUUUAACAGUCUGAUGGCCUUGAGAUAGAAGCUGUUUUUCAGUCUCUCGGUCCCAGCUUUGAUGCACCUGUACUGACCUCGCCUUCUGGAUGAUAGCGGGGUGAACAGGAAGUGGCUCGGGUGGUGUGUGUUAGAGCCUCAGGUUAAAAGAGUAAUGGUCUCCGUCAACUCAGACGUCAUCUCAGUUCACCACAUGCCUAAUGCACACGCACACACAUACAGAUUGCCUCACAUGCUGAUUGGGCCGACCUGCCACUUGUCCUGUUUGCUCUGACAGUCAGCAUCACAGUUCAUUGCUGAUGAGGUGUUUGACUGGCUCGAGAGAAUAUGACCAAAUUAGUGUGUGUGUGUGUGUGUGUGUGUGUGUGUGUGUGUGUGUGUGUGUGUGUGUGUGUGUGUGUGUGUGUGUGUGUGUGUAUGUGUGUGUGUGUUCACGCGUAUCACGAUUGCAUCUUUUUAUCAUAGUGAAGACUUACAGAACAUAGAGAAGGGAACUAAUAAAACAUGAAUGAGCUUACAUCAGCAGCAGCUGUUGUUGCCAGUUGAUGUGUGUGUGUGCCUGUGUGCGUGUGUGUUGGCGUAGGUAAUAUAUUUACAUGUAAAACAGUCCUGUCUGUCACAGGAGUGGAUUUUCCUGCUCUGCUGUUCCACUGUAAAACCACAGUAACAGUAAUUAUACAGCUCUCUAUCUCUCAACUGUUUAAAACCCCUUCAGUUCAGUUGGCCCAUGGGUUUAGCAAGUGUAUGUUUACUUAGUAUUUUCUAAUGACAGUUGAGUGACCUGAAUUGAAUUGGAUUUAUUGCAGCGGUCAUUGGCGUCGGUUAGGAACACACACAAAUACAAUGAAAGGUUUUAGUUGUUGUAUAUUUAGUCAUUUUUUUAGUUUGGGUGUUUUCCAUCAGGCAGUUCAGCCUCUCCAGUUCAUUUAUCCUCUGUGAUCAAAAUCCAACUGUAAGAGUCGAGGAUAAAGAAGGCAAAUCAAAGGCAUUUUUAUAUGAACCAGCAGCAUUUCGUUUCAUUGUAAAAACACACUAUUUCAACUCUGCCUCUAAGAACACAGUAUGUCAAUGCAUAUGUCAGUGCAUAGCUAUCAAUUAUUGAAACAUCUCCGUUGAAAUGUUGUUAAAGUGUAACCGUGUAGCUACGGCACUCUCUCCUGUCUGUGUUUCUGAUUGAAGUACAAAUAAGAUCAUCUCCGCUAAUGUUAUUAUGUUAAUACAUUACCAUAUUAGUGUUGCAGCCACAGUGUUCUUUUCCCAUUUAAAACUCUGGCUCCAGUCAUUGAACCAAAGCACUUUUUAAUUAGGAAUUUAAUUACCAAUAAUGCACUUGAUCAGCCAGACCUAAUUUCAUUUAGACUCAGACAAAUCAGAUAAACGUUGUCACUCUCUGUGUCACCGGAGGGGGGCAAAUUGGUCACAUUUACCCGUUUUGGUUUUGAAUGAAUAAUUGUUUUUGGUGAUUAAAUCCGUUUCAAAAUAAUGUUUUGACUAUUUAAAUACAUAUAAUGUGCAGAGGAGAUGUUUAUAAUAUUUUCUCUGCAUAAAAUCCAACACAUUACUAUUAAGUCAAAAUGAAAAUGAUUGUAAACAUUAAAGAAAAUUAUAUUAUCAAAUAAUAAAAACUAUUACUAAAACCUAUUACUAAUGACUGUGUGCAAAAAAAUAUAAAUAUAUUUUACCCAUAUUUUACCAGGUAAGUUGACUGAGAACACGUUCUCAUUCACAGCAAUGACCUGGGGAAUAGUUAUGAGACAACAAGUGUGUGUGAAUUGAAAUGAUUUAUGUCACACUACUAGCAGUGGCGUGAGGGGCCAUGUAAGGGGCCCGACCAGGGAGGCACGGUGUGAGGAUCAGUGCUGCAGCUGCCCUGCCAGUGUGGCAGGUAGAUGACAAAAUGCUAAUGCUAAUUUCAGCCCUGGUCUGUCUGUCUAACUGACUUAUCCUGACAGAUCACCCACACUGCUGCUGAUCUGAUUCAUACACUAGUCUCAUUCCCCCAUAAGCACUUCUCACAGCUCAGUCACCCCUCCUCCUCUCCCUCCCUCCCUCUCUCUCCAUCCCUCCCUCCCGCUGUCCGUUACUCAUUCACUCACUCAGUUGUCACUCUGCCCUCCUAUCAGCCUCAGUACAUUUUUACAAAACUACAAACCAGCAGUGUGAGGAACUGUCUUUCUCUCUCUCUCUCUCUCUCUCUCUCUCUCUCUCUCUCUCUCUCUCUCUCUCUCUCUCUCUCUCUCUCUCUCUCUCUCUCUCUCUCUCUCUCUCUCUCUCUCUCUCUCUCUCUCUCUGAAUGAUACAGUUUGUUGUUGUUGGGUCUGCUGAUGCUCAUAUGCCACCGCUGUAGACUUAUUUGUCUAUUUAAGAUGACCAUGAAAAACAUAUACUAAAAACUUGGGAAUCAAUCAAUCCGCCACCAUUAACACAAUGGAAAAAUCGAAUGAUUUAUUAUUGAAAUAUUGAAAUAGCAUGGGCGACCCAGAAAAACAAAUUGGUACAAUUUAAGGCCAACAAUAAUGCAGGUACUAGGGAUGGGGGUGUGAGCAUGUGGGUCUGGGCAGAUGAGAAUGUAGUCGUUGUUUGUGUGUGUCUGUAAGUUGUUGUUCGUAUGUGUCUGUUUGUUUCUGGUGUGGGGAAUAUAUAUAUAUAUUUUUAAACAGAUAAAAUAUUAUUAAAAAAUAAGAUGACCUUGAGGUGGGACAGCACACAGGUCCCAGGGCAGGGCAGGGAAACCCCCUAAAAGUCCCCCCAAGCCACCCCCUACUCUGUCUAUCAACUGCCAUGCUUAGGAAGGGCUAAUAACACACACCGUUGUGUGGGGAAACCAUGUAAAUGAUGCUGUCAACCUUUUCAACCAGGAGAGGCAGCCUGGCAUACCUUAACGUCACCCUUUAAAUAAGGUCUGUUCUCUCAUUCUCAUCUGUCCUAUAAAAUCUGUUUUAUGUUUUGCCUGAUUCCCUUGAGUUUUUCCCAAAAUUCUCCAUUUUGUUUUUCCAGGUUUCCGUUUUCCCCUGUUUAUGUUUUUUUUUCACUCUCAAAAUCACACUUUUUUUAAAAAUAGAAAAACAACUAAAUUGGAUGUUGUAAGUCCACAACACUGCUUAAACCACAUCAGGAUACCACUCUUUAAAUUUAGAUUUUUGGGUGUAAUUACCCUUUAAUUCCAGUGUGCAAGACGCAGUUGUUUAGCAAUGUUUUUGUAGAGUACAUGUGAUGGUAGAGUUUGCCAAACAAAUACCCACUGGAUUGAUGCAAAUAAUCAUGAUAUCAUUCUGCCGGUAGGCUAUUUUGUAGUUAACAAUUGAGAACGUUUUUGGGAUAUCCUUUCCAUCUACACAAAGUGGCACAUAAACAGACAGGGGGAAUUCUCCUUGCCUCUUCAGAAAGUUGCAGGAAAUACGAAUCACUGAUGCAUUCUGUUCAUGUCUCAUGAUAAACUUGGGAAAAUUAAUAAAUGUUCAGUGCAUGUAGUUAAUUCCCUACUAAGUUCAAUACAUUUUUGAAUUUUGUUGAAUUCUGUUUUAAUUACUGGAUUCCGUGAUUCCGUCCGCAUUCUCCGCAUCGCAGAUUUUAUAGGGCCCUAGAAGCAUCUCUCCCAAUUUCAUUAGGGAGAAUCUACCUUCCAACCCUCCCAACUGCCUCUCUCGCUCUGCUAUCAUCUGGGAGGAUUUUAUAGAACUCACGCAGAAAAACCUUAUAAAAAAUAUGUUGGUAACUUCAAAAAAAAAUUAUGAAGUCGGAAAAAAAUAUCUAAAAGAUGUUUGAGAAAGAGCAGCCAUGCACAAUCUCUGGGAGACCUCCAGAAAAGGGCCAGCCAAGAUUCCCAAAUUAAAACGGCCGCAAUUAUCAGAACUCAAAAUUAGAAGCAGAGAGAACGUUCUUUGGCUAAUAAACAUUUUUAAAAUACCGCCGGGGGGACUCCAUGCAACGGUUAUUACUCUGACACACACACACGUUUAUUGCUCCUCUGUCUUCCAUUAGAAGUAUGUCGUUUUAUUUUUUGUUCUCAGGAUGUUGUCUGUAGAUUUGAUUAAUUCUCGAUGGCAGCAGGGCUUAAUGAAAGAUUGGAAAUGUUUUCCCUUCUUCUUCCUUCCACCCUGAUACACACACACACACACACGCACACACACACACACACACACACACACACACAGACACACACACACACACACACACACAUGCACACACACACAGACACACACACACACACACACAUGCACACACGUUAUGCUUUGCUUUCAGUUAGGCCUUUUAUCUAAUGGAUGUCGUACUUAUCAGCAACUCUGGACACAUACCAGAUCAGAGGGACUGGGGUAAUCAAUUAAGUGACCCUUCCUCUCCCGCCUUACCUCUGGCUUUUUACUCCCUCUCCCACUCCCCUCUCACCCCUGCCCUUCCUACUUCAGUUCCCAAAGGCUGUUUCCUGCCUGCCUCUCCUCACUCAGAUGCACUCAAGCCCUGCCAAGACACACACACACACACACAACCAAGUGCGUGUGCACACACACACACACACACACGAGCACCGCUGAACACUCCAGAAGGUGGGGAGGAUUUAAGGAUCCCGGGAAGAUUAAGUGCACAGCUUAGCGCUAUCUGACCGCUGUCUCACGCUUUUUCUUUCCUUUUCUUCCCUAUUUCCUUCCCCUCCCUCUCUCUCUCUUUCCCUGUCCUCCCUCUCUCCAGGUAGCCGAGCCUAAGCGGAGCGGAGCGGGCGGACCCUCCCUCCUCCACCUCCUCCCCCCAUCUUCCUCCACCGUCCAGGUCCGUGCUGUGUGUGCGUCUAUCCGCUGUGGCGGCAAAGCAUGCUGGCAGUAUGGACGUGAAGGAACGCAGGCCCUACUGCUCGCUGACCAAGAGCAGGCGCGAAAAGGAGCGGCGCUACACGGGCUCGUCCGGCGACAGCGAGGAGUGCGGCAGCGGCGGCGGGGGCCCGGGACCGAGGGUACCCACCCAGAAGUCGUACAGCUCCAGCGAGACGCUCAAGGCCUUCGACCACCAGGACUCCUCCAGACUAUUGUACAGCAGCAGAGUGAAGGAGAUGGUGCACCGUGAACAGGACGAGUACACCCGACAAGGUACUAGUUAGCCUAGUUAGUUAUCCCCCUGCCGUUGUGCCUUUCAGAAAGGCACCUAGCAUGCUCAAUGGGCGCUGUCCUGCGGCUGACCAUGUAGGCAGUGGUACUCGAUUUCUUUCUACUGCUUGAGUACCGGCACCUCUUUUACCACCUUGACUAUUGGCUCUAAAAUAUGUACUGUAAAAUUAAAAUAUGAUCAACAGUACUGUAACAUUUUAAUAUGAUCACCAGUACUGUAAAAUUAAAAUAUGAUCAACAGUACUGUAACAUUUUAAUAUGAUCACCAGUACUGUAAAAUUAAAAUAUGAUCAACAGUACUGUAACAUUUUAAUAUGAUCACCAGUACUGUAAAAUUAAAUUGAGUACCAGUACCUUUGUCAUUCCACUUGAAGCUGUCUGUAGGUUUUACUCUGUAGCCACUGUCAGCUGUACCUGCAUGAACUCCUCCUUAGGCUGGCCCCUAAGAGUUUAAGUCUGUCUCUGUUUACAUACGUCUACCUCAGGUGUUUAAGUCUGUCUCUGUUUACUCACGUCUACCCCCUCAAUGUUGACUUUUGCCACCGAGCUGGGCCACGGCUCAAAUGUUUACCUUAGAUAAGGGAUAAGGGCUGACUAUUCAGCUUUAAAGUGCGUUCAAGGACGCGACCCAGCCAUAUCACGAAUCAGUUUCUGUGGAUAAGGGACGAGGUGUAAUUAUAUUUACAGUGCACUUAUGUCAUGAAGUAAACAUGUUCUAGCUACAGUUUCAAUCCAAAAAGAAGAAAUCUCAUUACCUCACUAGUUGGUAUCUGGCUAGGUGCUGGUCCUCUGUAGCUCAGUUAGUAGAGCGUAGUGCUUGCAAUGCCAGGAUAGUGGGUUUGAUUCCCGAGACCUGUGCGUAAAUAUGUAUGCACGCAUGGCUGUAAGUGGCUUCAGAUAAAAGGGGUCUGCUAAAUGGUAUAUAAUAGUUGCUGGGUUAGGGUUGAACAUGAACACUGGGGCUUGUCUAGUUGAUAAGGGGAUCCAGGGGUAAUGUGUCAACAGGUAGAUGGGGGUAUCAGGGGUAAGGAAGGUGUAACAGUCUGGGUAGGUUGGGGCAGUGUAUGACAUCCUCCCGAAAUUAACAAACAUGAGACAGUUGGGCGCGGCAGGUAGCUUCGAGAUUAGAGUGUUGGGCCAGUAACCAAAAGGUGCUGACAAGGUAAAAAUUAAAAUUGUCGCUGUGCCCUUGAGUAAGUCUAAUUGCUCCAGGGGUGCUGUACAAUAGCGACCCACUUGUGUGUAACAGGACAAAUAUAAGCACCCCCCAAAUGAUUAUAGAGACACACUCUCUGCCUCUCGCUGGCAGAGCUAGUCACCUAAGUGGGCCACUCGGUCACUGGACUUGUUAGACAGACUUAAGCACUUUAUGUUUAACUACUACACACAAGCCUCUUGGCUAAGCACCUCUUUCUGUCUCCUCGCUCAGUAACUCACUUAGUACCUUCCCUCAUAGGAGCUUAUGGUGACACUAUGCUAAGCUAAUAUAGCUAGCACCGUUUGUUUAUACUGUAUGUUAAUGUAGUGACUCCAUAGAAAUAGAAUGAGUAGAACGGGUUUGGAACCUCUGACCUAUUUGACCUGAAUGGGGACACCCAUUCUAUUCAUUUAAAUUCUAUGGGUUUGAUGUUGACUUAAAUGGUUUGGUCACUUCAGAAAUAAUAGCGGGACAGUAUUCAUUUGUGAAACUUAAUGGACUAAAACUGGAAUAAUUAGAAUUGUUGACCAUCAGUGGUAAAAUUAUAAGAUGGGAUUUUUGUAAUUACUUGAUUUUUAUAAUGCACAGUGAGCGCAUAGAUCUGAAACUGUUUUGAACUCGUGACAUUAACUGGUUUGUAGAAAGAUGGAGGCAAAGCUUUUACCAGGUCCAUCCAUAUUUUCUAUAAACAUAACAAAAGUACUUUGAAGUUCAUUACUAGUUCAUUGAUUGUUCCUCCACUCCAAUUAACACUUCAUAAAUAUUGGAGAGAAAAAACUUAAUUACUUUAAUUAUCUUAUCAUGUACAUUUUCAUUGCCACACUAAUUGGCGCUCAUUUAAAAUUUAUAUAAUUUUAAUUGAACUGCAGUGACUAUCUUAGUUAUGUCUGUAAUUAACAAGCCUUUAUAGUCACUCUUAUUCCUAGAUUCAAGAUUGCUCCAGACAGUAUUUUAUCCACAGAUUUAACAGUCAAUAUUUUAUCCUUAUAAUGUAAAUGAUCUUGGAGGAAUUUGGAAGAUGAUUUGACCAUGCUGUGAAACUUCUGUAUUCUACUACCAUGUGGGACAUGACAUGCAUCAGAACCAAUUCAGAAUGAGGAUAACUUAUUUAUUUUAUUUUAAUCUAAAUCUAGUUAAAUAACUCUACCCUAAAUAAGAUAAAGCAUGUAUUUGUCUGAAUCUUCGACCAUUAAAUAUUUCAAAAGAAGCCAUAAUUAGUGUCACUGAUAUGGUAAUUUUACCUAGGCCUCUUGAAUAUAGAGCAGUUGCCUCUCAUUGAGAAACAUGUAUUAAGUAUAUACUACAGUCAUUUUCAUAACUGCAAAAGUAGUGUGGAGUGAAACACUUUCCAUUAUCCCCAAAAUAGUGAAUAUUAAGUAGUCUUGUAUUAAGUUAUUCACCACAAAUCAGCUAAGCUGGAAGAACACGUUAUCAGAUGAAUGUAUAAUAAUCUAAUAAUAAUUCAAAAGUAAUAUAAUAACUUAUUACUGAAGCAAAAACGAUCACUAAAUACAGUCACUAAAUGAUAUACGAUAAUCACUGAAUAGCGGCAGGAAUAAUAUUUUUUACAAACAUUUCACAGCAUUUAUAAGUAAAACAAAUAUAUAUAUGUUCAGGCAUGUUCUUAGCCAGCCCGUUUCUAUCACCAUGGCAGCUAAACCCACUGAAUGGAAUGCAGUCUAAAUCUAAAUGUAGGUGUGACAUAAAUGUCUUUAAGCGAGAGAAAGGAGUUUAGCUUUGCAGGAAAUCAUUAUCUUUGGUUAAAAAAGGAACUAAUGAAUUAUAUAUCACAGACUCUAUUUUUAAUUGUCUCUUGUUUUACCAUUCCCCAACAUAAAAUGCAAGCCAGUUCAAUUGUAGUAGAAUGGUUAAUAGGCCUAAGAUGAAUUAUACAGUAUAUUGUUUGCUGUAGUCAUAGAGAUCCUAUACAAUUAUAUAGUAUUCUAAUUCCUAAUUUUUUGCCUAUAGUUGUGUUUUCAUAUGAGGACCCAGAUAAUGAAAUAGUUUACUUUGAUUCAUGGUUACUGUGUCUUGUACAAUUUGUUACAAAUUUAGGAAACGUUUGUACAUGAUUUCCUCCAAGAUAUUUCUAAGAAGUACUUUGUUCUAUGACAUACUCUGAAUUUGUAUAUUUAUGUUGAGCAAAUAUUUAAAUCUGUAAAACUAUACAUACUAAAACUAUAAUAUGAAUACAUAUCAUUACUAAUAAUACAAAUAUUAUUACGUUAUUGUUUUAUUAUGAUUAUUUGUAUUAUGUUGUAUGUUUUGAUUAAUUAUUAGUUCUGUAUAAAUUAAACUAAAUGAAAUGUAUAGUCAGUGUAUGUCAAACUUAAAGGCCUUAAUGUGGAACAGUUCCUUAACUGCACCCUGAUGACUUCAUAUGGUUGUUCAUGGCUGUUGUUGCUGUUUAUUCUGUUGUGGUGGCGGCAGCGCCUUUGAAGUAGUGACUUUACGCUUUCAAGGCCUUGAGAUAUUUAUGAAAUCACCAACCAGAUUGGAAGAGCCUUAACUACCAGUCUGUCUGCCAGGACAACAUAGCAGAGCAGAGCAGCCACCAUCUUCUCUCCCAUCUGCACCACAUUACCCCUCCCGAGAACACACAUGCACGUGUGUAUACGCACACAACAUACACACACACACACACACAAACCAUAUUCCGUCUGCCUGCGAGAGGAAGACACUUUUACUAAGUCUCUGUACUAUACACUUUAUCUUUUAAUACAUUGAACAAUAUUUUGCCAAAUAUUCUCUGAUUAAUUUGGGGGUUUCAAUAAAUGGUUGCCAUAGAGAUUGCAGUUAUUUGAUUAUUUCUGUGGCUCCAAAUCUACUGUAUUUAUACUGCUUAGUUAGGCUACCUACUUACUUGUGUUUUUUUAGCAAUGUAAAUUAAUUGUGCCUGAAUUGUUUUAUACAAUACUAGGUCUUGAAUUCCUUUCAGCCUACAUAAUGUUACCGCAUUAGAUAUAACCAAAGGACAGCCACAUAUGAGACCAAUCAUUAGCACAGCAACCUCUCUCUCUCUCUCUCACUCUAGUUGAUAAGUUGCAGACAGUACUGUAUGUGUAUUAGCUCCAUGCGUUGUAAAUUAUUGCUGUGUACCCAGAACCCCUCCAGUCAUGUUUGCCGUUUCCUACGCGCCAGCCAACAUUAGUAACCCGCAAGUAAUGCUUUUAUAGGGCAUUUAUCGAGAGCCUGGCGGGCCUGGCGCUCUGCCCUCCUCCACUGAAACAGUGGCUAGCCCAAUGGGCCGUUCCAUGGUGCUCUUUGUUGUUGGGUUUUGCUUUAGCAUUAUGCAGUUUGUUAGCACUCCCCACUGGGCACAGACGUCAAUUCAACGUCUAUUCCAAGUUGGUUCAACAUAAUUUCAUUGAAAUUACGUAGAAACAACGUUGAUUCAAUCAGUGGGUCAGCACUGAAGUGCCCUUUAUGUUUUCGCUUUAUGUUAGCAUGUUUCGAACCUUGUUUAUGUUAUGCUAACGAGUUCAGCUUUAGCUGCGGAAUGCGUUCUGCUCUGCCUAAGCAAAAUGGGCUGUAUCAUAGCAUGUUAUUUUCUGCAAUAGCACUAGGCCAAUGUGUUCCUUCGGGCCUAUGUGCUGUUUGAGUUGUGUUUCAGCGAUGAUAGUGUCCCUGCAGCAAUGUUCCAACAUCUAGUGGAAAGCCUUCCCUGAAGAGUGGAGGCUGUUAUAGCAGCAAAGGGGGAUCAACUCAAUAUUAAUGCCCAGGAUUUUGAUAGUGUAUGUUUUGCUUUAGGAGAGAUUCCCUUUUGGAUGUUUUGUUUUGCGUUGGAUAUUUCUUUAGCGUUUGGCAUGCUCCAUCAACGCCUUUAGCAAGUCGUGUUUCACUGAGGUAUUGUUUUAGUUGUUUCGCCAUGCUCUGCUUCAGUCUUUAGAGAAUGGGUAGACAAGCAGAUUUUUGUCGGAGCGGAUGGUUGGGUGGCGGGAACAUAUUUACCAUAAUGGUUGGUACACUGCAAACUAAGCCAUAAAAGAGAUUGGAUUUGAAAAUAACAAUCCUUUCAUACCUUGAUUACAUUGAGACACGAUCACAUAUAUCCCUUCUAUUCGUGGGAAUGCUUAGGAACAGAUUUGCUAAAAUAAACUAAUUUCUAUCUGAAUUACUGGUGAUUUUAGUGUUCAGGGGCCCCCAAAAAAUUUAACUUGAGGGUGCCUGUCGCUUACCCCAGCUUUAGAGUGUCUCCCUCCAUUUGAUAAUGAGAAUUUUCCAUUAAGGCAUUGGUCCUAUGGUGCUGAAAAAAUGUUUUUUUUAGCUAGUCAGGCCUGGUCGUGGUAAGACACAACGAUCGGGGUCCUGGGAGUCCAGCAUGGGAUCCUGGGUAACAGAAUGUUAAGCCCCUGCAGAUAUCUGAGAGUCAGAUGAAACCUGAUAGUCCCUUUGUUGGACGUCUAGUAGCUAGGAGCUAGCGCUGUUUACAGAAGCUGUGUUUUCACUGGGGAUUUCAGGUCAGUUGACACUACACCCCACCAACCCCCCAUCAUGAAAAAAAGACAGCACUUUCAAUUUACGGAUUUAUUAGUAUUUUCUCUUUCUCUCUCUUUAUUUUCAAGCCCAUGCAGGAUCUUUUCAUUGCUCAACACCUCCAGUCCAAAUUACUCCCCAGAUGCUAGCUAUGCCCCAUUUAUCUGUCAGCUUCUAUUUUGUUAGCACCUGGGAGGUAGCUCUCCCCCUUCUCUUCUCCGUGGCGUCACAAAUGGCACCCUGUUCCCUUUAUAGUGCACUACUUUUGACCAGAGCCCUAUAGGCCCUGGUCAAAAGUAGUAACCCCUAUUGCCUAUAUAGUGCACUUGGAACGCAGCCCUCUUCCCUCCCAACUUGAACCACCUAUCUAUCUAUCUACACUAUAUAUACAAAAGUAUGUGGACACCCCUUCAAAUUAGUGAAUUUGGCUAUUUCAGCCACAUCCGUUGCUGGCAGGUGUAUAAAAUCGAGCACACAGCCAUGCAAUCUCCAUAGACAAACAUUGACAGUAGAAUGGCCUUACUGAAGAGCUCAGUGACUUGUCCCCCCCAGAAAUGGUUUGUCGAGAUCGGUGUGGAAGAACUUGACUGGCCUGCACAGAGCCCUGACUUCAACCCCAUCGUACAACUUUGGGAUGAAUUGGAACGACGACUGCGAGCCAGGCCUAAUCGCCCAACAUCAGUGCCCGACCUCACUAAUGGUCUUAUGGCUGAAUGGAAGCAAGUCCCCGCAGCAAUGUUCCAACAUCUAGUGGAAAGACUUCCCAGAAGAUUGGAGACUGUUAUAGCAGCAAAGAGGGGACAAACUCAAUAUUAAUGCCCAUGAUUUUGGAAUGAGAUGUUUGACGAGCAGGUGUCUACAUACUUUUGGUCAUGUAGUGUAUCUAUCUAUCUAUACAGAACAAAAAUAUAAACGCAACAUGUAAAGUGUUCGUCCCAUGUUUCAUGAGUUGAAAUAGAAGAUCCCAGAAAUCUUCCAUACGCACAAAAAGCUUAUUUUUCUAAAAUUGUGUGCACAGAUUUGUUUAUAUCCAUGUUAGUGAGCAUUUCUAAUUUGCCAAAAUAAUCCAUCCACCUGACAGGUGUGGCAUAUCAAGAAGCUGAUUAAACAGCAUGAUUAUUACACAGGUGCACCUUGUGCUGCGGACAAUAAAAUGUGCAUUUUAGUCACACAACACAAUGCCACAGACUUUUGAUGGAGCGUGCAAUUGGCAUGCAGGAAAGUCCACCAGAGUCGUUUUAGAGAAUUUGGCAGUACGUCCAACCGGCCUCACAACCGCAGACCACGUGUAACCAUGCCAGCCCAGGACCUCCACAUCUGGCUUUUUCACCUGCAGGAUUGUCUGAGACCAGCCUCCCGGACAGCUGAUGAAGUUGUGGGUUUGCAUAACCGAAGAAUUUCUGCACAAACUUUCAGAAACCGUCUCAGGGAAGCUCAUCUGCGUGCUCGUCGUCCUCACCAGGGUCUUGACCUGACUGCAGUUCGGCGUCGUGACCGACUUCAGUGGGCAAACGCUCACCUUCAAUGGCCACUGGCAAGCUGGAGAAGUGUGCUGUUCACGGAUGAAUCCCAGUUUCAACUGUACCGGGCAGAUGGCAGACAGAUUGUAUGGCAUUGUGUGGGCGAGCAGUUUGCGGAUGUCAACGUUGUGAGCAGAGUGCCCCAUGGUGUAGUUAUGGUAUGGGCAGAUAUAAGCUACGGACAACGAACACAAUUGCAUUUUAUUGAUGGUAAUUUGAAUGCACAGAGAUAUCGUGUACGAGAUCCUGAGGCCCAUUGUUGUGCCAUUCAUCCGCAGCCAUCACCUCAUGUUUCAGCAUGAUAAUGCACAACCCCAUGUCGCAAGGAUCUGUACACAAUUCCUGGAAGCUGAAAAUGUCCAAGUUCUUCCAUGGCCUGCAUACUCACCAGACAUGUCACCCAUUGAGCAUGUUUGGGAUGCUCUGGAUCGACGUGUACGACAGCGUGUUCCAGUUCCCGCCAAUAUCCAGCAACUUCGCACAGCCAUUGAAGAGGAGUGGUACAACAUUCCACAGGCCACAAUAAACAGUGAGGGGGACUGUCUCAUUGUUAGGAUGGAUCUGAGGGUCAGGUGGCUGGAGGUCAGAGGGGCCUUGGGUGGUGGGCAAUAUUAGAGCUGAGAUUUGCCAGGGACCUCACGUUACGAUAUUAUCACUAUACUUAGGUGCUGAUACGAUAUGUAUUGCGAUUCUCACCAUUCUAUAUGUAUUGCGAUUCGAUACUUUUAUUUUUUGUGAUUUGAUGUUCCAAACAUAUUUCUCACUAUAUGUCUGCUGCAGAGGGAUAAGAGAGAGCCAUGAGAAAACACAUUGUGAUCAGUUAUGAAAAUACGUUUAGGUUCAGGUACAGCCAACUAGCGUAAAAGUAAUAUUGCGAUAUUGUCAAAACGAUACGAUAUGAUAUAUUGUCAAAAAUUAUAUCCCCAUAUGUAAUUGUAUAGAUUUUUUUCCCCAUCACUAGGCGAUAUGGUCAGGAAGAGGUUUUAAUGUGACAGAUGCUCUGUUAGUGACAGGGUUGAAGAUAUUUUGUCUUUACUGUCACUUUACUGCAUUCUCAAGUUAGAUCAUCUGUACUCCCUGUGUCCUCCUGUAAAAGGACACUGAAUUGGUCUCCCUGGUAAAUGCUAGCUCUCUGAAAUACUUGACAUUUAAAAUAAAAGACACCAGUUCCACUCUUAUUGAAACUAUUGAUGUCCUCAACCUUGUUCUUUGUGAAAGAGUCUUGACGAUCCUUCAUCUUGUUUCCCCUCCUCUCUCAAAACUCCCUUCAUUCUACCUUGUGCUUCCUGUAUUCUCUUGUAAAGGGCACUAGUUUUUCCUUAUGUAACAUAAAUGUUUUGGAGGACAUUUAAUGACCGGUUCAGGGCUGUAUUCUUGACAACUUCCAUCUUGUUUCCUCUCUUCUCUCAAAACUCCCUUUAUUCUACCUUGUACUUCCUGUAUUCUCUUGUAAAGGGGCACUAGUUUUUCCUUUGGAGGACAUUUAAUGACCAGUAUACAUGUUCAGGGCUGUAGUCUUGACGACGUCCAUCUUGUUUCCUCUCCUCUUCUCAGGGCAGAACUUCAACCUAAGACAACUGGGGAUCUGCGAGCCGUCCACGCGCCGCGGCCUGGCCUUCUGCGCCGAGAUGGGCCUCCCCCACCGCGGCUACUCGGUCGGCGCCGGCUCCGACGUGGACACCGAGAACGAGGGCGUGAUGUCACCGGAGCGCGCCAUGCGGCUGUGGGGCCGUGGGGUGAAGUCGGGCGGCCGGAGCUCGUGCCUGUCCAGCCGGUCCAACUCGGCCCUGACCCUCACCGACACGGAGCACGAAAACAAGUCGGACAGCGAGAAUGGUAAGUCCGGUCGGCGUGCACGACACACCUUUUAUUUCCUCACUUGGCUCGGCCCACCUUCAGGACAGGAGCGUGCACGGCCCAACAUCGUGCACACUCCCCGGCACGUCCACUGA
This is a messenger RNA of Coregonus sp. 'balchen', 26002 nucleotides long. The record is from the annotation of a GenBank genome assembly. NCBI's taxonomy places the organism in Eukaryota, Metazoa, Chordata, Actinopteri, Salmoniformes, Salmonidae.